Bubalus bubalis (water buffalo) is the source of this 1338-nucleotide messenger RNA. It is a transcript of the gene CIBAR1, whose product is annotated as CBY1 interacting BAR domain containing 1. Gene Ontology annotation, cellular component: ciliary basal body; ciliary transition zone. The transcript has 9 exons. Gene Ontology annotation, biological process: cilium assembly. Bases 280 to 1176 code for a protein of 298 amino acids. Lineage: Eukaryota; Metazoa; Chordata; Mammalia; Artiodactyla; Bovidae. The record is from RefSeq and is a predicted model, not a curated record.
CCGGGGCCCACAGCGGCCCAGGGUCCCCCGACCAUUACACACACACACACACAAACACACGCGCGCGAGGGCUCGGGUCGGGGCGCGGAGCCUUCCUCCUUGAGCCACCGGACCGAGUUCGGGCCCUCACAUCGGGCUCCAAGCAGCGCCCGCCACGCUCUGGGCCGACCACACUGGGCCGCGGCAGGCCCCGGCGGCGCCUCCCCAACACGGUCCACGGGCGCCGGUCCAACUCUGCCGCUGAUCCAGCGGGGCCGCUCGGGGCGCCUGCACUGCGGGAUGUGCAGGCCAGGCCCGGGAUGGGGGCCCGGAGGAGACGCAGGGGUUGCUUCAAGGGACGCUCAGACCAGACAACUGCAAGAUGCUGUCACCAAUGUGGAGAAACAUUUCGGAGAGCUGUGCCAGAUCUUCGCUGCUUACGUGCGUAAAACAGCCCGACUGCGAGACAAAGCGGACCUCCUGGUGAACGAAAUCAACGUAUAUGCCUCUACCGAGACCCCGCACUUAAAGCAGGGCCUGAAAAACUUUGCUGACGAGUUUGCCAAACUUCAAGAUUAUCGACAAGCCGAGGUUGAAAGACUUGAAGCCAAAGUAGUUGAACCUUUGAAAGCUUAUGGAACCAUUGUAAAAAUGAAGCGAGAUGAUCUCAAAGCAACAUUAACAGCAAGGAAUCGAGAAGCUAAACAGUUAACUCAGUUAGAAAGAACACGUCAGAGAAACCCAUCUGAUCGACAUGUUAUUUCACAGGCAGAAACUGAAUUACAAAGAGCUACAAUGGAUGCUACCCGAACAACUCGUCAUCUGGAGGAAACUAUUGACAAUUUUGAAAAGCAGAAAAUAAAGGAUAUAAAGACUAUAUUUUCAGAAUUCAUCACUAUUGAAAUGUUAUUUCACGGCAAAGCUUUAGAGGUCUAUACUGCUGCUUACCAAAAUAUACAAAAGAUUGAUGAAGAAGAAGAUUUAGAGGUUUUCCGACAUUCUCUGUAUCCGCAAGAUUAUUCAUCCCGUUUAGAUAUUGUAAGAGCAAAUUCAAAGUCACCUCUUCAAAGAUCAUUGUCUGCUAAGUGUGUAUCUGGAACAGGACAGGUAUUGACCUGUCGACUAAGAAAGGAUCACCAAACAGAAGAUGAUGAUGAAGAGGAUGAAGACUUAGAUGUUACAGAAGAAGAAAAUUAAAUUUCUUAAGUAAAUUUUGCAUUUCCAUUUUCAUCUUAAAUGACCUGGAAUCCAGAAUUACUAAAAUUGCAAAACAUAAUACUGGCUUGAUACGUUAAACCUCAAAAUUAAAUCCUAUUGGAAAUGUAGAAAUUAUUAAAGGAAAUUUAUGCCAACCAAAAA